This is a messenger RNA of Arachis stenosperma, 2837 nucleotides long. RefSeq names its product putative disease resistance protein RGA1. The record is from RefSeq and is a predicted model, not a curated record. The transcript has a single exon. The coding region runs from base 60 to 2633 and encodes 857 amino acids. Gene Ontology annotation, biological process: defense response to other organism. Gene Ontology annotation, molecular function: ADP binding. Lineage: Eukaryota; Viridiplantae; Streptophyta; Magnoliopsida; Fabales; Fabaceae.
CUGUGUUUUUGCAUUCACAACUUCUGCAUACUCUCUCAUAUUUUCUUAGAUUAACCAUCAUGGCUGAAUCAUUCAUCUUCAGCAUCGCUGAAUCACUCAUAACUAAGCUUGCUUCUCGUGCAUACCAAGAAGCGUCUCGGGUGGUUGGUGUCUACGAUGACCUCCAAGACUUGAAAAGCAGUCUCUCAUAUGUGAAAGCUGUGCUGUUGGAUGCUGAGCAGAAGCAGGAGCACAACCACGAACUGCGGGAGUGGCUGAAGCAUAUCAAACUCAUCUUCUAUGAUGCUGAGAACUUGCUUGACGAAGUUGACAGCGAAACACUGCGGAAGCAAGUCAUCAGAAACUACGGCACUUCCAAGGACAAGGUAGGCCGCUUCUUCUCGAGUUCUAAUCCACUUGUGUUUCGUUAUAAGCUUGCUCUUCAGAUCAAAGAUAUUAGCAAGAGAUUAGAUAGAGUCGCGGCUGAUAGAGAUAAGUUUGGGCUUCAAGUAAUUGAUGUUGAUAGGCGAGUUGUGCAUAGGAGGGAAAUGACUUACUCCCAUGUUGUUGAGUCUGAUGUCAUAGGAAGAGAUUAUGAUAAAGAAAAGAUCAUAAAGCUCUUGAUGGAACCGAGUCUUGACAACAAUGCUGUCUCUAAACAUAUCUCUGUGAUUCCCAUUGUCGGAAUUGGAGGUUUGGGAAAGACCACUCUUGCUAAGCUUGUCUUCAAUGAUGAAAGGAUAAUUGACUCCUUUCCAUUGAAAAUGUGGGUGUGUGUGUCUGAUGACUUUAAUAUCAAGCAAUUGAUUAUUAAGAUCAUCAAUGCUGCUAGCAAUUUUGUUUCUACUGGUGCUCUUCCGGGCCAGCAAAAUUUAAAAGAAUUAGAGGUUGAUCAAUUGCAAUAUCGUCUAAGAAACAUGCUUGUGGGUCAAAAGUUUUUCCUAGUCUUGGACGAUGUAUGGAAUGAAGAUCGUGUUAAAUGGGUUGAGCUGCAACAUCUCAUUUCAGUGGGUGCUCAAGGAAGCAAAGUUAUAGUCACAACACGAAGCCAGUCCAUCGCUUCCAUGAUGGGUACCGUUGCCUACUCGCACCAUUUAAAAAGUCUUUCUCCAGAGGAUUCAUUGCGAUUGUUUGUUAGAUGGGCUUUUAAAGAAGGAGAAGAGGGAAAAUAUCCAGAUUUGAUAAGGAUUGCAAGAGAAAUCGUAGACAAGUGCAAAGGAGUUCCUUUAGCGGUGAGAACGUUGGGAAGUUCACUAUUUUCCAAACACGAGAGACAAGAGUGGGAAUCAUUGAGAGACAAGGAGAUUUGGAAUUUGCCACAAAAAGAGGAUGAUAUCUUACCUGCUUUAAAAUUAAGCUAUGAUGAAAUGCCAUCCCAUUUGAGGCAAUGCUUUGCUUUGCUCUCCCUUUAUCCAAAGAAUCAUGCAUUUAUUUCUUUUGACGUUGCUUCACUUUGGGGGGCAGCAGGUUUGCUUCCAUUGCAAAGCAAAGAUAAAACAAUGCUAGACGUUGCACACCAAUAUUUGAGUGACUUAAUGACAAGAUCUUUUCUCAAUGAUGCUCUUGACUUUGGCACCUUUUAUGGAUUCAAACUGCAUGAUUUAGUGCAUGAUCUUGCAGUAUAUGUUGCAAGAGAUAUGUGUCAAUUGGUCAGUUCAAACACGCAGGAUAUAUCAGAAAAUGUGCUGCAUUUGUCUUUUGUUGAGAAUGGUUUGCCUUACAGUUCCAUCAAGACAAGCUUACAAGGUGUGAGAAGCAUUCUGUUUCCAGUUGACAAUCAGGGAGCCAGUGAAGCUUUCUUGGAUGCAUGGGUGUUAAACUGUAAAUACCUGCGAUAUUUGGAUUUAAGUGAUUCUACAUGUGAGACUUUGCCUGAGUCAAUUGGUAAGUUGAAACAUUUAAGAUUUAUUUCUCUUUGGAAUAAUAAAAGAAUAAAGAGGCUCCCUAAUUCUAUUUGCAAGCUCCAAAAUUUGCAAGUUCUGCUUCUUGAUGGGUGUUCAAAUCUUGAAACUGUACCGAAAAAGUUAAGAAAGUUGAUCAGCCUGCAAAGAUUGGAGAUAACCACAAAGCAAUCUAUUUUGCCAGAGAGUGACAUUGCAAAGUUGAAUUGUCUUGAAUCUUUGUGUGUCGAAGAUUGUGAUAAUUUGGAGUCCUUGUUUGUUGAGACAAGAUUGCCUACACUUCGAACUUUGCAAGUUAUUGACUGUGUGAAUCUAAAGUCUUUGCCACUUGAUACUCACCAUUUUCCUCAGUUAGAAACUUUGGUAAUCAGCGGUGUGGCCAAUGAAGAUUGGCUUGAUAGAUCAGAGGAUACUAAUGCUGUCUUGAGGUUAAAAACCAUUGUUCUUUCAGAAAUGGUAACAUUGCCUCAUUCUCUCCAACAAUAUGCAAGCACAUUACAAACUUUGGCGAUUGUAGGUUGCUACGAGCUGGAGGUACUGCCCGAAUGGCUGUCAAAUCUGAGUUCUUUGAAAUUUCUUUUUAUGGCCGGUUGUCCAAAAUUGAAGUCUCUUCCCAGUGAUAUCCACCGUCUAACAAGUCUCCAAGUUUUGCGAAUCUUAAAUUGCACCGAGUUAUAUAGAAAAUACGAGCCACAAGUUGGAGAGUGCUGGCCCAUGAUAUCUCACAUCAAGCAUACUGACAUUAGGAAGUAAUGAAGAAUUGAAGAUGGAGUAGCUAAUGGAAGAUGAAGAAGAAUUGUCUUGACAACCCGGAUUGGAGUCAAACUGCGUUCUGUUUCUUCAUCAGUUUCCAUAAUGUACACUAUUGUGCUUGUUUUGUUUCGAACUAUAUGUCUUUAGUGGUUUUUCAAGUUUCUGUAUGUUCUUUUGUAAUUCAAAAUGGUAAUUCAUGAAGUC